AUGAGUAGUUGGAAUCCAUUUACUCGAAAUACAACCUCACGGAAGAGUAUAGGCUUGAUAACAACUCGAGAUUUUGAUCGUGAAACUCGCCGUUUGGAAUCUCUUGAAGACAAUGCCAAAUCUUUAACACGUGAUCUAAUCAAACAAGACAAAUCUUUCGAUGACUUCGCUCGUGGUCAAUUGAAACUAUUACAUGAUCUAUCAGGUAGUUCAUUCAUCAAUCAUUACGAUCAGCAACAAACAUCAACAAAUCUAUCUACGAACAUCUCCCAGUUGAUUAACGACUGGAAACUAACUGCACAACAUAUAUCCGAACAAACGAGUCUAUUGAAUGAGAUCACUUCGAAGACGAUUAUCGAUUCUUCUAAACGUUUGACAUUAGCUUUAGCAAAUGUGACAAAUGCGAUUAAGAAGCGUGAACAAAGUUUAAAUGAAUAUAUUAAAGUUCAAAAUAAAUUGGACAAAUUCAAUGAAAAAUUGGGUUCGUCAACAACAUCUCUAGGUGCGACAAUGAAUGCAACCAAUAACACAAAAUUAGAACAGAUACAAAAGCAAUUGAAUGAAGCUAAACAACAAUAUGAAUUGAAAAAUCAAGUUUUGAACAAUGAACUACCUAUUCUACACGAACAACGUGCAGCUUUCGUUUAUCCAUGUUUAGAAGCAUUUAUCGAAGCUCAAGCACAUUAUUGUGAUCAACUGGAAACUGCCUAUCGAAAUUUAAUUGGUCAAAUGGACGUUGCAACGGAUAGUACGAGUACACUAGAUGAAAUCAAUGCUAAACUUGCUACGAUCAAAUCACUAUCAAUCGUCGCAUCGGAAUAA
Messenger RNA from Adineta ricciae, 822 nucleotides. The record is from the annotation of a GenBank genome assembly. Lineage: Eukaryota; Metazoa; Rotifera; Eurotatoria; Adinetida; Adinetidae.